Messenger RNA from Humulus lupulus (European hop), 1176 nucleotides. RefSeq names its product putative disease resistance protein RGA3. The coding region runs from base 1 to 1176 and encodes 391 amino acids. The record is from RefSeq and is a predicted model, not a curated record. NCBI's taxonomy places the organism in Eukaryota, Viridiplantae, Streptophyta, Magnoliopsida, Rosales, Cannabaceae. The transcript has 2 exons.
AUGAGAUCUUUCUUUCAAGACUUUGUUAAAGACUACGAGGGAAACGUUAUAAGAUGCAAAAUGCACGACUUUGUUCUGUUUCUCAUGCAGAAUGAAUAUUGUACUUUGGAUGUAAAUGAUGCUGAUCACAAGGAGAGAAUGGGGCACGAAAAGAAAAAAUUUCGCCACGCUGCACUACUGCUAGAGAGAGGGGCCAACAUUCCUAGUUCCUUAUACAAGAGUAAGAACAAGAGUUUGCGUACACUAGUGGCUACUUCAUCAUAUUCAACAACUAGCUCGUGUCCGAUCCUUGAAGAGUUGCCAGAAGGAAUACAAAGACUUGUUAACUUACGACACCUUUACUGUAAUCGGUGUGUGAAGCUGCUGUAUUUGCCAAAGGGGGUCAGUGAGCUAACUUGUCUUAGGACAUUAGACAUGUUUGUUGUACUCGAAAAUGACAGUAUAAGGAACAAGGAGGCGAUGAAGCUCGAAGAUUUAGACUUGUUGAAACAUCUUCAAUGCCAAUAUCUUCAUAUUGCAGGGUGUGGAAACCUACUAAAUGGAGGACAAGCUAAGAGAUCAGCAGCACAACUACUUGGGGAGGAAGAGUACAACCUUGUUCACUUGAAGCUAACUUUCAACUCGGCGAAUGACAAAGCUCAUGGUGAAAUACUUGAAGCGUUGCAGCCACAUCCAUACUUGAAAGCUUUGAAGAUAAUCAGUUACCAAGGCAGCACCAUCAAUCCCAAGUGGAUGUUGACAUUAGUUAAUCUCAAAAGGCUUAAACUAGACUGUUGCUACAAUUGCAAAACUCUACCACCUUUGGGAAAACUACCUUCCCUUGAAUCACUCUAUGUAGGUGACUUGCAAAAAGUAGAGACUGUGGGACUUGAGUUUUUGGGAGUAGAAGAAGAUGGGGCAAUGAAGUGUGAAUCAUCAUUCCCCAAAUUGAAACUACUUCAAUUUGCUAGACUCCAUGAAUGGACUGAAUGGAAAGGAGGAGUUUGUGUGAUGCCAAGCCUUCAUUCGUUAGAGAUUUCGUGGUGCGAAAGCCUAAAACUGCUACCGAACUUCCUGUGGAGGACACCACUGCAGAAUUUGACCAUCAGCUACUGCAAAAAUAUUAAUGAAGAACAUUGUAGGAGAAAGCUAAACUUGUUUAAUCACAAUAUCCCAAAUAUCAAAUUUAUGCAGUAG